Messenger RNA from Aphanomyces astaci, 2907 nucleotides. RefSeq names its product AGC protein kinase. The record is from RefSeq and is a predicted model, not a curated record. The coding region runs from base 82 to 2844 and encodes 920 amino acids. Gene Ontology annotation, molecular function: protein serine/threonine kinase activity; ATP binding. Gene Ontology annotation, biological process: protein phosphorylation. Lineage: Eukaryota; Oomycota; Saprolegniomycetes; Saprolegniales; Verrucalvaceae. The transcript has 2 exons.
CUCCGCCUUGCCUUCCUUGCGAUUCACAACUGCAAACCCAACUUCGGUGGCCGACUCCGUCGAGUUCCUGACACAAUCAUCAUGCACAAUGCUGGAGGACCUCGAGCAAGCAUGCUUAGCAACACGGAUCUGUACCACAUGAAGCGCGUGAGCGAAUCGCGGGGCUCAUUCAGCGACCGCAAGAGCCACGUGAGCACGAGCAGCAAGCGCGGCAGCACGACCAGCCACCGCCACACCCACAAUCAACAGCAACCUGGAGACCUGCCUCCUCCACCCGAUUCGCUUCCUCUGCGGAGCGGCACAUCCAGCCAGUCUUCGACGUCGACGUCGUCCAAGGAUUCGGGCAGCGACCUGUUCUCGUUCCUCCAGAUGCCCAUGGGAGGCCUCAAGCUCGACUACGCGCCGCCACCCAAGUCGUACUCGGGGGACAGCAGCAUCGACUCAGCCAAGAUGCAAGACAUCGUCCGCCGCAUCCACCGCGAAAUGAUCUCGGAGCUCGGCAUGAUCGAAGCAGCCGUGCCGUUCGACGGCGACGACGCCAAGUUUGCCGACCAUCCGUGCCAGUGCAAGACAGCGACCGUGUUCCACACUAGCGAGUACGAACACGCGUCGCGACUGAUUGUGAUCGUGCCGUACCGCGAAGCCGGCAUCUGGAGUCGCAGCAUCUGCAUGAACAGCGCGUCCGUGGACGAAGACGCCGGCAACAUGCUCAAUUACCUGCGCAAGGCCAUCACCGAGGGCUACGGCGUGCUCAUCAUGAACCCCGCCGCGCAAGCCUGUCAUUCCAAGGUCCACGUCGGUACGGUGUGGGACCACUUUGUCAAACCAUUCGAGUCGGAGCUGUUUGUGAUUGCGUACUCUCGGGGCUGCCAAAACGUCAUGCAGCUGCUCAACCACGACAACGGCCGCGGCGGCAUGCAGGACCGCCUUCGCGCCCUCUGUUUCAUCGAGCCGAGCCAUUAUGUGAGCGACAAGGACACGUACUUUGCGCGGCGGAUGCUGAGUCGGCGCGCCGUGGCGUGGCUCCUGUCGCUCGACAUUGCACCCGGCCAAAAGAUCGUCGCGAGUGAGAAGCGGCACGGAUGCAUUUGCAUUUCCGCGGGCGCGAUCCCGUCCACGGUCCACGGCAGCUCGGGCGGAUGGGCCUUGCGCGCCGUGAUGACGUCGGUAUUUGGAGUGUUUGCCGCCCGUGUGGGGCAAGCCAGCGGCACGACCAAGCUCACAUCCGUCGACAAGUCGAGUGGAUGUGGCCUCUGCCACCGCAAGAUGGGCCUGCUUACGAGAAAGACGCAGUGUGCAUGGUGUGAAGUCAAGUACUGCGCCAUGUGCUGCGAAGACAAGAACGUGCCGACGUUCAACCUGUGGGGAGUGUGCAAGCUGUGCCAGGUCCUGCCAUGCCUGAUCGACCCCCGCAAAAAGGGCGGCCUCCGCACUACGAAAGCGGCGUUCACCCAAGACAUGGACUUGAUCGAUCGAUGCUCCAUUUUCAUCCAGCCCCAAAAUGACAAGGCCAAUGACGACGACUUGUGCUUGUCCGACUUUGAAAUCGUCAAGUUUAUCGGCCGCGGCGCGUGCGGCCGCGUCAAGUUGGUCCGGAAAAAGCAUGGCGCGGACGAAGGAAGCUUCUACGCGAUGAAAUCCAUCAAGAAACGACUGGUGGUGGCGCGCGGACUCGUCGAAGCCACCAACGCCGAGCGCCGCAUCCUCGAUCGCAUCAAGCAUCCAUUCAUCGCUACGUUGUGCUAUGCCUUCCAAAAUGACGCCAAGCUGUACUUGCUCAGUAACUACUACCCCGGCGGCAACCUUCUCGACCAGAUGCGACUCGUGCGCCACUUCACCGAAGACCGCGCCCGCCUCUAUGCCGCCGAAGUGGCGCUGGCAUUGGGCCAUUUGCAUGCGAAUGAUAUCAUUUAUCGCGAUUUGAAGCUGGAAAAUGUCCUCUGUGACUCGGAAGGACACAUUGCCCUGACUGAUUUCGGCAUGUCCAAAGAGAACGUGUCCGCGUCCGAUCGCACGUCCACGUUUGUCGGCACAUAUCAAAUGAUGGCGCCUGAUAUUCUCACCAAUAAACCGUACUCGCGCGCGAUCGACUGGUGGGCGUUGGGGGUGAUGGUAUUUGAAAUGAUCGACGGGCGGACGCCAUUCAAUGCCAAAACCAACCAGCUCAUCAAGGACAAGAUCCUGACGUUUGAAGUGCCGUUUUCCGAUCGAUUUUCCAAGCACUCGAAAGCAUUUGUCCAGGGAUUGCUGCAAAAGAAGCCCGAGAAUCGGCUCGGGUGCGGCCCCGACGGCGUCGAAGAGAUCAAGCGGCACCCGUGGUUUGCCUCGACUGACUGGGCCGUCGUGGAGGCGCGCCGCGCGACAUUCAGCGCCGAUCAGGCCAUCCUGAUGCAGUCCUACGCCAAGGAAUAUGCGACGGUGGAUGUGUUUGAUACGUACAUGCACGCAAAUGAGAUUGCAUGCGAUACACCCACGUCCAUGCGCGGGUCCGCGGCGCCCAACGGCAACGACUUGUUUCAGGAUUUCGACUACAACCACUUACUCACGCGGUUGAGUACGUCUUCUUCGUCAGAGGAAGGGGAAGAUAAUGCGAGUCGUCAAGGUUUGGCAAAUGACGCCAAGUUUGACAUUCACCAGCUCCGGCCAGCGCCAGGGACCCCCAAAGGACAAGACGAAGACCGAGAGAUAGACGAAGAAGGUUCCACGAGACAUUCGUCCAGCACCCUCGUCGCCACGUCGUCCGAAGAUGACCUGCAUAGCCCCGCGCACUUGACGGUGGUUAACAACGUGUCGGUAACCACGACGCCGCUGCAUCCUGCCGACUGCAAUGUGACCAUGCUGUAGAUGAGUUUGUACGUCGAAUCGUCGGGGGUAUAACUGUGUAAAUAGUGUGUGAUUUGAAAUGCC